Molecule: messenger RNA, 1146 nt
Organism: Baudoinia panamericana UAMH 10762
Lineage: Eukaryota; Fungi; Ascomycota; Dothideomycetes; Mycosphaerellales; Teratosphaeriaceae
Exons: 1
Coding region: 1-1146 (381 amino acids)
Biological process (GO): positive regulation of Ras protein signal transduction; protein phosphorylation
Molecular function (GO): protein serine/threonine kinase activity
Source: RefSeq, a predicted model, not a curated record
AUGCCAAAAUCCAUCAGCCCAUUUGCUCGCCGCAAGAGCUCCCCCUCGCCUUUCUCCAGCCUGCCGCGCAAGAAGCCAGGCUCGAGGAAGUCCAGUCUCGCAGACAAGGAGAAUGCAACGGACCGACUGGACGAUGUAGGCGGUAUACCUUCUCUGUCACCCUCCGGAGUAAGGCAAGGCGUGAUCAGCUUGGCCAGAUCUGCGCUUGAGGAUGCCUGGGAUGACGUUCCCGCGGUGGCAGGUAUGAAUAGCGAACGUAUCAGCGACAUCCUGCGUUUCCGGAAAGCCAUGCCACCAAUUGUGAGCACGGCGCACCUCCAUGCGCUGAGUGUGAGCUCGACGGAGACGGAACGGGAGCUGGCGCGGUUGGUCGCAGAAGGCAAGGUGAGAAGGGUGGUGAUUCCCGGGAGAGGCAAGGGUGGCACUGCUGUAGGCGACGGUAUUGCGUUGACGGAGGACUGGAAGAGUGCCUUAGACGACUCAGGCCUACCGCCUGACCUCAAGCAAAAGUAUGCACUAUUACUGGACGCUCGGCCAGACUCUGCAACGACCUCCACCACAUCUCUAUCACAAACCGAAAUCCAACAACUCGUCUCAGCCGGCUUCCUUACCAACCCAGCCGCCCUCACGAGUGCAAGCAACCUCUUCGCACCCCCCGGCGCCUCCUCACUCAUCCCACUCUCCCAAGCCGGCCACACCGCACCCACAGGCUCCAUAGCAGCAAUAGGCGGCCAAAACGCCAUCCACGAAUCCGGCGGCGGAGGCUCCUCCCUAGCCACCCAACCCACUCGUAACCGUCUCACACCAGAAAUGGCCUUCAGUCUCCCAUCAACAGGCGCCUACCUCAAACUCCUCACCGAAGCCCGCCAGCACUUACUCAACCUGCUGAAGCAACUCAGUCCUCGCUAUAAAGAGGCUACGCGGGACUUGCUCAAGGAGAAAUGGGAGGGCAAUGUGCUGGGUGAUGCGGCGAGUAGGGCUAAGCGGGCUAGAGGGGAGUGGAGUGGGGUGUUGCCGGGAAAGACGAAGAAGUGGCGCGAGUUUUAUGGGUUGAGGUUUGAAUGGGUGCUUGCGGAGUGUGUGGGGAGCGGGUUGGUGGAGUUGUUCGAUACGGGGAGUGUGGGGGUUGGGGUGAGAGCUCGCUGA